This is a messenger RNA of Microsporum canis CBS 113480, 861 nucleotides long. Its product is annotated as sucrose cleavage family protein. The transcript is spliced from 2 exons. Bases 1 to 861 code for a protein of 286 amino acids. NCBI's taxonomy places the organism in Eukaryota, Fungi, Ascomycota, Eurotiomycetes, Onygenales, Arthrodermataceae. The record is from RefSeq and is a predicted model, not a curated record.
AUGCCAACUGGCCUUGAAAUCGACUAUGAUCAAGAUCUCAAUGGUACCAUGGCGCCCUACGCCCAGCAGGUCCUCAUAUCUACGGGACAGCGAGAUUGGCGAAGUCGGAUAGAAGACGAUGGACUAGAUCAGGGCUGGGGUAUAUUGGGUAGCCGGUUAAAGAAAUUGGUGUUUAGGACGGGAAAAUUCGCCGAUCCUUAUAAUAAUAUCGUUAUUACAAACUCCUCUUUCACGCCUUCGACCGAUCCAUCAAAUAAAUCUGUUGCGUCAGCCUUCCUUUUUCCAAGCUUCCAAUACAUCCCUGACAUCCCACUUGACGAAGAUGGCUUGGAUCGAUUUGUUCGCGCGUUCCUCCUUCCUUUGAACCCUCAUAAAGCGCACAGCAUCCUACCUGCUGAUAAACUACAAGCGAUUAGAAGAGACCCGGAACUACAAUCCACCUUCAAAUCUAUGACGAGCCUUAAACAUUCGCCUACGAUUUUGAUCUGUGGUCAUGGAGGACGGGAUCAAAGAUGUGGAAUUAUGGGACCUCUGCUUGAGUCUGAAUUUGGCAAUAUUUUAAAGGAUGAAGGAUACACAGUUGGAAUCACCCCGACCGAUAAGGUCAAACACGCGAAUGUUGGCUUGAUAAGUCAUAUCGGUGGUCAUAAAUAUGCUGGUAAUGUUAUUAUAUAUUUACCUCCCUCUUUAAGAUCAGGCUCGGGGGGCGCCAAUAUGUUGGCUGGGAAAGCUAUAUGGUAUGGGAGAGUAGAACCAAAAAACGUACAGGGAAUUAUAAGAGAGACAAUCUUGAAUGGUCGUGUUAUCAAAGAUCAUUUCCGUGGAGGUAUAGAUGCAGAUGGUACAGUAUUGCGAUUAUAG